This is a messenger RNA of Miscanthus lutarioriparius, 2895 nucleotides long. Lineage: Eukaryota; Viridiplantae; Streptophyta; Magnoliopsida; Poales; Poaceae. The record is from the annotation of a GenBank genome assembly.
AUGGAUCUCGCCUUAGGGGCCAUGGCCAGCCUGGCCCCCAAGCUGGCGGAGCUGCUCCUGGAGGAGUACGUCAUGCAGAAGGGCCUGAAGCCCAACAUCGAGUCCCUCUCCAGAGAGCUUGUGAUGAUGAACGCCGCCCUCGUCGACGCGUCUCGGGUUCCACCGGACCAGCUUACUGAGGUGGAAAAGCUCUGGGCACGGCGGGUCCGGGAGCUGUCGUACGACAUGGAGGAUGCUGUCGAUGACUUCAUCCUGCGCGUGGCCGGCUGCGAGUCUGCAGCUGAUGCCACUGACGCCAACAUCUUCAAGAAGAUCCUUGGCAAAGCCACCGCUGCAGUGAAAGAGGGCAAGCAUCGCCAUCAGUUCUUCAACACGGUCAAACACAUAAAGAAGCUCUCCCACGAGCUGGCUGGGCUCCAUGCCAAGUACAUGGUUAGGGCCGCGGGUGUUGAUCUCGCCGCAAGCUGCGGUAUCGACCCUCGUGUCAUUAAUCUGUACAAGAAAGAGUCGGAACUCGUUGGCAUCGAGGUGUCAAGGGACAAAGUCCUCAGGAUGAUGUCUAUAGGGACCAAAGAUGAUACUCAUGCUCAUGCAUAUUGGGACCUGAAGAUAGUGUCUAUAGUUGGGGUUGGAGGAUUGGGCAAGACUACUCUAGCCAAAACAGUGCAUGAUAUUCUUAAGAAACAAUUCGACUGUUCUGCUUUUAUUUCUGUUGGUAGGACUCCUAAUCUGACCAGGACAUUUGAGAAGAUGCUAGUGGAACUCGAUCAAAAGUAUAAGCAAGUCGACAUGGCCAGAUGGGAUAUAGAGCAAUUCGGAAACGAACUGCACGAAUUCUUACAGCACAAGAGGUACUUCAUCGUUGUUGAUGACAUAUGGGAUGUUGGAUCGUGGGAAGCGAUUAGAUAUGCCUUGAGGGACAAUAAUUGUGGAAGUAGAAUCAUCAUGACUACUCGUAAUUUUGAGGUUGUCACGAAAGUAGAAGAGGUUUACAGACUAAAACCACUUUCUGAUGGAAACUCUAUGAAAUUAUUCUACAAAAGAAUACAGAGUCAGAAAGGAGAAAGUCUUGAUGGUGUAUCAGGUGAAUUGUCUAGUAAAAUCAUAGAUAAAUGUGGCGGUAUACCAUUGGCUAUCAUUGCAAUAGCUAGUUUAUUGGUUGAAAGACCAUGUGAGCACUGGUCAAAGGUGUAUGACUCAAUUGGUUUUGGGAAUGGAGAUAAUACAAUGAAGAUAAUGUCGUAUAGUUACUAUGAUCUACCUUCUUAUCUAAAGCCAUGCAUAUUGCAUCUAAGCAAUUUUCAGGAAGAUUCUGGCAUUGAUACAAAGAGUGUGAUUUGGAUGUGGAUAGGUGAAGGUUUUAUCCAUCUUGACAAAGAGGAGGGUAGCCUAUUUGAGGUUGGAGAAAGAUACUUCAAUGAGCUUGUCAAUAGAAGCAUGAUCCAACCAAUGGACGACACAUAUUAUCGGUUCACACAAUAUUUCCGUAUUCAUGAUGUUGUGUUUGAUCUUAUCCGUAAGUUGUCGGGCGUUGAAAACUUUAUUACUAUUUUGGACAGCAAAGAUCAACAUGCUUCAUCGGACAGUUUAAGAAAUAAGAAGAAAGCAGGCAUGCCUCAUUCGGACAGCAAGGUACGCCGGCUGGCUGUCCGAAAUCACCAUGUGCAGCACUUGCCUGAAGGCACCAUGCACAUGCCAGAGGUUCUGAGGUCGCUUCACAUUGAAGAUAGUAAGAUUGAGAUUAUGGCCCCACUUCAAAGGUUUAGAGUUUGCCGUGUGCUAAAUUUACAAAACUGCCAUGUCCCGAUCAGCCUAAAGCAUCUAGGGAGGUUGUUGCAUCUCAAGUACUUAGAUAUAUCUUACACAGUUGUUGAUGAGCUUCCUAAGGAACUCGGGAAUCUGAAGUCUCUUUUGACACUGGUACUGAUCGAUAUUGGCCUAGACGAGCUACCAGCGGCCGUGUGUUCACUUACACAGCUGAUGUGCCUGGUAGCUGUUGGGUUCAAAAAGUUCCCAACAAAGAGGAUGGGGAACCUAACGUCCCUGGAAGAGCUACAGUUAAAGACCGUAGUUGGCGGCCGGAGUGCCACCGAGGGCCUAGUGGCAGAGCUUGGCAAGCUGACGAGGCUGAGGGUCGUCACGAUCACCUUCUCCCAGGUACUAGAUGACAGUUUGCAAAAUGCAUUGGUGCAGUCUCUUUGCAAUCUACUAGAACUCCAGGAACUAGAGCUUUUUCCUACAGGAUCAUUCCAUCAGGGAGUCACUGUGUGGGAAGACUGGGAGGCACCUAGGCAGCUUCUACGCCUGCUUAUACAAGGUAUCACCUUCUCACGGCUGCCUCGGUGGAUCAAUCGCUCCCGCCUGCCACGCCUCUCCUUCUUAUCUGUCAGUGUGUAUGUUGUUGAAGUACAUGACCUAGAUAACCUAGUGAGAUUGCCAGAGCUGAGCUACCUCGAGCUAGGCAGUUUCAGCUGGCCUCCAGGGUACACUGUUGGUACGGACGGUUUCAGGAAUCUGAGGUUCUGCCAUGUGGGCACAGCGCUCAAGUUUCAUAUGGGCGCCAUGCCAAGGCUUGAAGAGCUGCGGUUUGGAGUUUUGGCAGGGUAUUGGAGUUGGCACGUAGAUGGUGUGCCAUUGGAGCAGUUCCCAACAAAGCAUGUAAUUGGAGAUCUUGAAUUGGGCCUGGAUAAUCUCCUUUCACUUGAGAAAGUCACGGUCAGAGUCAACUGCACGGGUGCUACUGCCUCAGAAGUGCAGGAGGUGGAGGCCAUGGUCACGCGUGCAAUGGAAAAUCAUCCCAACCAUCCAACCAUGAAAAUGGAUCGAGUAUAUGAAGAAAAUGUGUUAUCUGAUGAACACCGGGAGGCUCGGGUGAGGCUGUCUCUUCUAGUCUGA